CCUCUCAUUUCUUCUUUACAUCAAAACUUUGAAUUCAUUCCUUAACACAAAAAACAUUUAAGGCAUUUCCCUUUUUUUUUUUUCCUCCCUCUCUCUAUAUUUCUUUCCCUUUUUUCUACAUUUCGUUAUGAAGCACAUGGAGUCAAGGAGGUGCAAAGAGUUUUCUAGGGUGAAAUGGGGGAGGAGGACGAGGCGGUCCGAUCACGGUGGUGGUGCUGGUGGAGGUGGCAGGUCGGCUAGAAUGAAGGUGAAGAAGUUGCAAAGGCUAAUUCCGGGAGGGAAAGGGUUGCAGCCGGAUCGGCUCUUUUUGAGGACAGCUGAUUAUAUAUUGCAUUUGAGGUUACAGGUUAACGUUUUGCAAGCUCUUUCAAAGAUUUACCAACCCUCGAUUUAGUGUAAUCGUUUAUGGUUUUAAAUAUUUAUGCAGAUUAUGAAACAGAAUUCAUAUAUAUAUAUAUAUAUAUAUAUAUAUAUAUAUAUAUAUAUAUG
Molecule: messenger RNA, 489 nt
Organism: Theobroma umbraticum
Lineage: Eukaryota; Viridiplantae; Streptophyta; Magnoliopsida; Malvales; Malvaceae
Product: transcription factor PAR1-like
Biological process (GO): regulation of DNA-templated transcription
Source: RefSeq, a predicted model, not a curated record